AUGAGGCCUUCAAUCAUCGUUCCCGUCCUGGGCGCAGCAGCGGCUGCGUUCGCCGUGGCAGACAAGCCCACGGCGCUUGGCCUCAACUUGACCACCGCAGAAGCUGGAAACCCACUGUUCGAUGGCUGGUAUGCCGACCCAGAGAUACGUGUAUACGACGAUGUCUUUUGGAUUUACGCAACCACGUCCAUUGCUUUCAAGGACCAGAAGCAUUUUGAUGCGUUCUCCUCGACUGAUCUAAUCCACUGGUGGGCACCGACAGCAACCAAGGGUAAUGAUGGAAAGUACUACCUCUACUUUAGCAGUCAUAACGGUGUACAAUCACAGAAACAGCCAAAUGCUGGAUUGGCUGUUGCCGUCGCGGACCAGCCUGGGGGACCCUUUAGGGAUGCUCUGAAUGGCGCGCGAUUGAUCGAUCAUUCCAUUCAUGGCGCGAAUCCGAUGGACUCGGAUGCUUUCACUGAUGACGACGGAAAGAAAUACCUGUACUUUGGCGGAGGCGAGAGCUGCGUCGGCAUACUCUCGGACAGCAUGACCAGCUUCGUGGGGCUCCACGGAGAGGAGUCCCCCAAGUCAGACGCCGACACUUUCAAGAAAGUAACACCCAGGCCCAGCAACUACGUGGAGGGCACCAAGGUCUUCAAGCGCAACGGCACGUACUACUUGAUGUGGUCGGAGAACGGGUACGGCGAGCCCACGUACCAGGUGGCCUACGCGACGUCCGCCUCGCCCCUGGGGCCCUUCAAGCCGCGGGGCUUGGUUCUCACGCAGGACCCGACCAUAGGGGUGGCUACGGGCCAUAACAGCGUUCUCAACAUCCCCAAAACGGACAUCUGGUACAUAGUCUACCAUCGGCGCCCGCUGCACGAGAGCAACGCAGACAGCCGCGUCGUCGCGCUCGACCGCAUGUACUUCAACGAGGACGGCAGCAUCAAGCCGAUAGAGCUACUCGCAAAGGACAACUUUGACGAUGGGGACCUCUCCGAACACCUGUGGCAGCGCAAGAGCGGCGACUGGCAGUUCCUCGCCGACGAGAAGCACAAUGAGGGAGGCAAGUCGCUCCGCGGCUCGGCGGACCGGGACCAACCAGGGCUCAUACUGAUGGACUCGCACUUUGCGGACCUGGUCUACGACGUCGACAUCACGCUCGAGGAAGAGGGUGCCGAGGCCGGGCUCACGUUCCGCACCGCGCCGUCGAGGAGGAAGGGCAAGCCUGCUCGGUUCAAUGGGUAUGCCGUCUGGCUUAAGGCGAAGACCGGAGAGGUCGUGCUCAUCCACCAGAAGGGGAAGCGUAAGAUGAUUACCACGGAUCUCGGGAAGAGUUCAGAACGGCACGUCAAGAAUGGAAUCAAGUAUCACGUUCGGGUUGAGUUCAAGGGCCAGCAGGUCUCGGUGUUUGUGGAUGAUAUGAAGGCGCCGAUCAUAUCUGCCAGGGACGAUAAAGAUACCUCAGGCCAGAACGGAUUGUUGGUGGGGACUGAUCGCGCACUAUUCGACAAUGUCUCAAUCCGACAUACUUGA
Molecule: messenger RNA, 1521 nt
Organism: Diaporthe batatas
Lineage: Eukaryota; Fungi; Ascomycota; Sordariomycetes; Diaporthales; Diaporthaceae
Exons: 3
Coding region: 1-1521 (506 amino acids)
Biological process (GO): carbohydrate metabolic process
Molecular function (GO): hydrolase activity, hydrolyzing O-glycosyl compounds
Source: RefSeq, a predicted model, not a curated record